CGUCUUUUUUAUCCGUGCGGGAGAACAGUGCGUCCGCUCGAGCAGCGAAUGUAGCGGGAUUUCUUUUUGCCGGAGAAUGAAACACUGCUAUAAUGGGUAUUUUUGACAGAAGAGGAAUUUCUUAAUAUUUCUUUGGCAGAUUUUUAUUUUUUCUGAAGCAGUGACACUACAUCCUUCGUAUUAGUUUUCGCUGCUCACCGCUUUUCUAUGGUGUUUAGCUAGGUCCUUUUCCUGCGGAUCCCCUUGAGAAGGAAAAACUGUGUGGAUAAGUGGACGAUUAUUGCUAGGAGACAAGAGGAGGAACCUGGGUUACGGCGAUGUCGGGGGCCUCAGUGAAAGUCGCCGUGAGAGUGCGGCCCUUCAACUCGAGGGAGACCAGCAAGGAGUCAAAAUGCAUUAUUCAGAUGCAGGGAAACUCCACCUCUAUUCUGAACCCCAAAAACCCAAAGGAGCCAGCAAAGUCCUUCAGCUUUGACUACAGCUACUGGUCACACACCACACCUGAUGACCCCUGCUUCGCCUCGCAGUCCCUGGUGUACAAUGACAUCGGGAAAGAGAUGCUGCAGCACGCCUUCGAGGGCUACAACGUCUGCAUCUUCGCCUACGGCCAGACCGGGGCCGGCAAGUCCUACACCAUGAUGGGCAAGCAGGAGGAAGGCCAGGAGGGCAUCAUUCCACAGCUCUGCGAAGAACUAUUUGAGAAAAUCAAUGACAACAGCAAAGAGGAGAUCUCCUACUCAGUGGAGGUCAGCUACAUGGAGAUUUACUGCGAGAGGGUGCGGGAUUUGCUCAACCCCAAGAACAAGGGCAACCUGCGUGUCCGAGAGCACCCCCUGCUGGGCCCCUACGUGGAGGACCUGUCCAAGCUGGCCGUCACCUCUUACACGGACAUCGCCGACCUGAUGGACGCGGGAAACAAGGCCAGGACCGUGGCGGCCACCAACAUGAACGAGACAAGCAGCCGAUCCCACGCGGUCUUCACCAUCGUCUUCACACAGAGGAGGCACGACAGCGAGACAGACCUCUCCACAGAAAAAGUCAGCAAGAUCAGCCUGGUAGACUUGGCCGGAAGCGAGCGAGCUGAUUCUACAGGGGCCAAGGGAACGAGGCUAAAGGAAGGGGCAAACAUUAACAAGUCUCUGACCACACUGGGGAAGGUCAUCUCCGCCCUGGCCGAGGUGGAUAACUGUACCAGCAAGAGCAAGAAGAAGAAGAAGACCGACUUCAUUCCGUACAGAGACUCUGUGCUCACGUGGCUUCUCCGAGAGAAUUUAGGUGGAAACUCCAGAACCGCCAUGGUGGCCGCCCUCAGUCCCGCCGACAUCAACUACGACGAGACCCUCAGCACGCUGCGAUACGCGGACAGGGCCAAGCAGAUCAAGUGCAACGCCGUCAUCAACGAGGACCCCAACGCCAAGCUGGUGCGUGAGCUGAAGGACGAGGUGACGCGUCUGAAGGACCUGCUUCGCGCCCAGGGGCUGGGCGACAUCCUGGACAUGGAGCCAAUGGGGGAUGAACACCCAGGAAGUGGAAGCAAAUACCUGAAAGAUAUACAGAACAAUAAGCAUAGGUACUUGCUAGCCUCAGAGAAUCAACGGCCUGGCCAUUUUUCCACAGCGCCCAUCGGCUCUCUGACUACCUCCCCGUCCUCUGGCUCGCUCUGCGGCCAGGUGGGCUUGCAGUCUGUCACCAGCAUCCAGGAGCGCAUCAUGUCCACGCCGGGAGGGGAAGAGGCCAUCGAGCGGCUGAAGGAAUCCGAGAAGAUCAUCGCCGAGCUGAACGAAACCUGGGAGGAGAAACUGCGGAAGACGGAAGCCAUCCGCAUGGAGAGAGAGGCGCUGCUGGCUGAGAUGGGUGUGGCCAUCCGUGAGGACGGGGGAACUCUGGGGGUCUUCUCACCGAAAAAGACGCCUCACCUGGUUAAUCUGAACGAGGACCCUCUGAUGUCAGAGUGCUUGCUUUAUUACAUCAAAGACGGGAUUACAAGGGUGGGGCAGGCGGACGCAGAGAGGCGUCAGGACAUCGUCCUGAGCGGAGCGCACAUAAAAGAGGAGCAUUGCAUCUUCCGCAGCGAGAGGAACCUGAAUGGAGACGUCGUCGUGUUGCUCGUACCUUGUGAGGGAUCCGAGACGUAUGUCAACGGCAAGCGUGUUGACUCUGCGGUGCAGCUCCGCUCUGGUAACCGCAUCAUCAUGGGUAAGAACCACGUGUUCCGGUUCAACCACCCGGAGCAGGCACGGGCCGAGCGGGAGAAGACCCCGUCGGCCGAGACGCCCGUGGAGCCCGUGGACUGGACCUUCGCCCAGAGGGAGCUGCUGGAGAAGCAGGGCAUCGACAUGAAGCAGGAGAUGGAGAAGAGGCUGACUGAAAUGGAGAUCUUGUACAAGAAGGAGAAGGAAGAAGCAGACCAGCUGCUGGAACAACAGAGACUGGUGUAUGAGAGCAAACUGCAGGAGCUGCAGAAGCAGGUGGAGACCCGCUCGCUGGCCGCCGAGACCCCCGACGAAGAGGAGGAGGAAGAGGAGGAGGAGGAAGUUCCCUGGACACAGCACGAGUUUGAGUUGGCCCAGUGGGCCUUCAGAAAGUGGAGGUAUCACCAGUUCACGUCGCUCAGAGACCAGCUGUGGGGCAAUGCUGUGUACCUGAAGGAGGCCAAUGCCAUCAGUGUGGAGCUGAAGAAGAAGGUGCAGUUCCAGUUUGUGUUGCUGACGGACACCCUAUACUCCCCCCUGCCCCCCGAACUCCUUCCCCCCGAGCCGGAGAAGGAGCGCGACCCUCGGCCCUUCCCCCGCACCGUGGUGGCCGUGGAGGUCCAGGACCUGAAGAACGGCGCCACGCACUACUGGUCCCUGGAGAAGCUCAAGCAGAGGCUGGACCAGAUGCGCGAGAUGUACGACCGCGCCGGGGAGAUGACCUCCUCCACCCAGGAGGACAGCGAGGGCACCCUGACCGGGAGCGACCCCUUCUACGACCGCUUCCACUGGUUCAAACUGGUGGGGAGCUCGCCGAUCUUCCACGGCUGCGUGAACGAGCGUCUGGCGGACCGCACGCCCUCCCCGACCUUCUCCACCGCCGACUCGGACAUCACGGAGCUGGCGGACGAGCGGCAGAGCGAGAUGGACGACUUCAUGGACGACGAGGCCUUCGUGGACGACACCAGCUCCGACGCCGGCACCGAGGAGGGCUCCGACAUCUUCAGCGACGGCCAGGACCCUUUUUACGACCGCUCCCCCUGGUUCACUCUGGUGGGAAGAGCCUUCGUGUACCUGAGUAACCUGCUGUACCGCGUGCCCCUGGUGCACCGCGUGGCCAUCGUGACGGAGAAAGGGGAGGUGCGGGGCUUCCUGCGCGUCGGGGUCCAGGCCAUCGCGGCUGACGAAGAGGCCCCAGACUACGGGUCGGGAGUGCGACAGUCUGGCACUGCGAAGAUCUCCUUUGAUGACGAGUACUUCAAAACGAGUGAUUUCUCCACUGUGGCCAUGACCCGCUCCGGCCUCUCAUUGGAGGAGCUACGCAUUGUGGAGGGUCAAGGUCAAAGUUCAGAGGUCAUCACGCCCUCGGAGGAGCUGAAUAGGAUAAACGACAUGGAUCUGAAGCGGGGGAACGGCGACACUAAGCUGAGCCUGUCGGAGGGCCUGGGGGGCCAGCUGGAGAUGGGCAGUAUCUUCACCUUCCGCGUGACCGUGCUGCAGGCCAGCGGCAUCCUGCCGGAGUACGCCGACAUCUUCUGCCAGUUCAACUUCCUGCACCGCCACGAUGAGGCCUUCUCCACCGAGCCCCUGAAGAACACUGGGAAAGGUGCCCCGCUGGGCUUCUACCACGUGCAGAAUAUUGCUGUGGAAGUGACAGAGUCCUUCAUCGAGUACAUCAAGACCAAGCCCAUUGUGUUCGAGGUGUUUGGGCACUACCAGCAACACCCUCUGCACCUGCAUGGCCAGGAUCUGGUCAGUCCUGUUCAGCCUUCCAGGAAGUAUUACGCCCCACCCAUGCCUCUGUCCAAACCAGUGCCAGCCACCAAGCUGAACACCAUCACCAAGUCUAACCUGGGCCAGUGCGUCAGCAAGUACGACCUGCUGGUGUGGUUCGAGAUCAGCGAGCUGGAACCUACCGGAGAGUACAUCCCAGCUGUGGUGGACCACACCGCGGGCCUGCCCUGCCACGGCACCUACCUCCUGCACCAGGGUAUCCAGCGUCGGAUCACGGUCACCCUGAUCCACGAGAAGGGCAGCGAGCUGCACUGGAAGGACGUCCGGGAGCUGGUGGUCGGUCGGAUCAGGAACAAGCCAGAAGUGGACGACACCACAGCGGAUGCAGUCCUGUCUCUCAACAUCAUCUCAGCCAAAAACAUCAAGUCGUCCCAUAACUCCAACAGGACCUUCUACCGGUUUGAGGCUGUGUGGGACAGCUCCUUACACAACUCCCUCCUGCUGAACCGAGUCACUCCAUACGGCGAGAAGAUCUACAUGACACUGUCUGCCUACCUGGAGCUGGACCACUGCAUCCAGCCUGCCAUCAUCACCAAAGACAUCUGCAUGGUGUUCUACUCCAGAGACGCCAAGAUCUCCCCUCCUCGCUCGCUGAGGAAUCUCUUUGGCAGCGGCUACUCCAAGACCCCAGACUGCAACAGAGUGACUGGGAUCUAUGAGCUGAGCCUGUGCAAAAUGGCUGACACAGGAAGCCCAGGCAUGCAGAGGCGGAGGCGGAAGGUUCUGGACACGUCGGUGGCGUACGUGCGAGGCGAGGAGAACCUGGCGGGCUGGAGGCCCCGAGGGGACAGCCUGAUCCUGGAGCACCAGUGGGAGCUGGACAAGCUGGAGCAGCUGCACGAGGUGGAGAAGACCCGCCACCUGCUGCUGCUCCGGGAGAGGCUCGGGGAGGCGGCCCCCAAGUCCCUGAGCGACCCUCUGUCCCCCAGCCUGAGCAGUGGCACGCUCAGCACCUCCACCAGCAUCUCCUCUCAGAUCUCCAGCACCACCUUCGAGAGCGCUGUCACGCCCAGCGAGAGCAGCGGCUACGACUCGGCCGACAUCGAGAGCCUGGCGGACCGCGAGAAGGAGCUGGCCACCAAGUGCUUGCGGCUUAUGACGCACACCUUCAACAGCGAAUACAACCAGGUGUGCAACAGCAUCAGCGACUGCAAGCUGUCAGACAUCUCCCCCAUUGGCCGUGACCCAUCUGUGACCAGCCUCAGCAGUGCCACACUCACACCAUCCUCCACUUGUCCCUCAUUGGCUGACUCCCGCUGCAGCUCCGUUGACCAGAAGACCCCUGAGGCCAACUCCCGCGCCUCCAGCCCCUCUUGUUCUGACUACGAGAACUUCCCCAUGGUGCCCACGCUGGAGACCUCCUACCUGGCCCGCGCCGGCAAGAACGAGUUCCUCAACCUGGUGCCCGACAUCGAGGAGAUGAGGCCAGGGUCUGUCGUGUCAAAGAAGGGCUACCUGAGCUUCAUGGAGCCGCGCUCCAACUCCUGGGUGAAGCACUUUGUGGUGGUGCGCCGGCCAUACGUCUUCAUCUACAACAACGACAAGGACCCCGUGGAGAGGGGUGUCCUCAACCUGUCCACGGCCCAGGUGGAGUACAGCGAGGACCAGCAGGCCAUGCUGAAGACUCCCAACACGUUCGGUGUGUGCACGAAGCACAGAGGUAUCCUGCUGCAGGCCAACAACGAUAAAGACCUGAAUGACUGGCUGUACGCCUUUAACCCACUGCUCGCAGGAACGAUAAGAGCAGACAUUGCCCUGAUUGGUCUGGCCGUGAUGGGCCAGAACCUGAUAUUGAACAUGAAUGAUCAUGGCUAUGUGGUGUGUGCAUAUAACAGAACAGUCUCCAAGGUACAUGACUUCCUCAAUAACGAGGCCAAAGGCACUAAGGUGGUGGGGGCGGAGUCUUUGGAAGACAUGGUGUCCAAGCUGAAGAAACCACGCCGUAUCAUACUCCUGGUAAAGGCAGGCCAGGCUGUUGACGACUUCAUCGACAAGCUGGUGCCUCUUCUUGAGCCUGGUGACAUCAUCAUUGAUGGGGGCAAUUCUGAGUACAGGGACACAAUUCGUCGGUGUCAGAGCCUGAAGGAGAAGAACCUGCUGUUUGUGGGCAGUGGAGUGAGUGGAGGGGAAGAGGGUGCACGUUAUGGCCCGUCACUGAUGCCAGGGGGUCACAAGGAGGCCUGGCCCCAUAUAAAGGAUAUUUUCCAGAGCAUUGCUGCCAAGGUUGGAACAGGAGAGCCAUGCUGUGACUGGGUGAGUGUGCUGGAUUUCCCCUCAGGAUUGCAUUCUCUACAUGCGCAGAUGCUGUGGCCAUAUGGGCUGGUUUCCAUCAUGCGCACUCUGAUUGGCCCUUUGCUUGGUGGACAGGUUGGAGAUGAAGGAGCAGGUCACUUUGUGAAGAUGGUCCAUAACGGCAUUGAGUACGGAGACAUGCAGCUGAUCUGUGAGGCCUACCACCUGAUGAAGGACGUGCUGUGCAUGGACCAUGACGAGAUGGCCAAGGCCUUUGACGACUGGAACAAGACGGAGCUGGACUCCUUCUUGAUCGAGAUCACGGCCAACAUCCUGAAGUACAGAGACACGGACGGCACGCACCUGCUGCCCAAAAUCAGGGACAGCGCCGGGCAGAAGGGCACAGGGAAGUGGACGGCGAUCUCCGCUCUGGAGUACGGCACACCUGUCACCUUGAUCGGCGAGGCUGUCUUUGCCAGAUGUCUGUCCUCUCUGAAGGAGGAGAGGGUGCAGGCCAGCAAGACCCUCAGCGGGCCCCAGGGGGUGAAGUUCAGCGGGGACAAGGCCAGGUUCCUGGAGGACAUCAGAAAGGCGCUCUACGCCUCCAAGAUAAUCUCGUACGCUCAGGGCUUCAUGCUGCUCCGCCAGGCGGCCAAAGAGUUCGGCUGGUCCCUGAACUACGGCGGCAUCGCACUGAUGUGGAGAGGGGGCUGCAUCAUCCGCAGCAUGUUCUUGGGAAAGAUCAAGGAGGCCUUUGACCGGGAUUCAGAGCUACAGAGUCUGCUGCUGGACAACUUCUUCAGCAACGCUGUGCAAGACUGCCAGGAUUCCUGGCGCCGGGUGGUGAGCACGGGGGUCCAGCAGGGGAUCCCCAUGCCCUGUUUCACCACGGCCCUGUCCUUCUAUGACGGCUACAGACACAACAUGCUCCCAGCCAACCUCCUCCAGGCUCAGAGGGACUAUUUCGGCGCGCACACUUACGAGCUGCUGUCGAACCCGGGCCACUUCAUCCACACUAACUGGACGGGGCACGGGGGCAACGUCUCGUCUUCCUCCUACAACGCUUAAGGGGCAUCCCGGGAGCACGGGGGCGGGGGGGUAGACCAGGACACGCACGCGCCGAGUGUCAUAAACGAAAGGGGCAGCUGAGAGCAGUGAGGAUACAUGUCACACAUUCCUUUUUCUAAAAAAAAAUGUAGAAAAAAGUAUUCUAAACACACUAGAGUCAGCUGAAAGCACUUAUGCUGUGUAAUUUAUGGUGAAGUGGAAAUUAAAUCAUAGUGUGUGUAAACUGUUUUUUUCCCCAGCAAAGUAUUGAAGUGUGUACAAGUAGGGCCUUUUGCUACAGAUGUAACAGGGAAGGGACAAAUGGUUUCACACUAGCUUCAGGUUGUUUAUUUCCAAUCAUGUGUGCCCCAGAGUUCACUCUUUAACACAGGAUUAAAGUUAACUAUUGCACUGUACUAGGCUAAAUAAAGAUUUAAAUCCCUUUUUAA
This is a messenger RNA of Megalops cyprinoides (Indo-Pacific tarpon), 7714 nucleotides long. Its product is annotated as kinesin-like protein KIF1B. Gene Ontology annotation, biological process: pentose-phosphate shunt, oxidative branch; microtubule-based movement; pentose-phosphate shunt. Gene Ontology annotation, molecular function: phosphogluconate dehydrogenase (decarboxylating) activity; microtubule motor activity; microtubule binding. The record is from RefSeq and is a predicted model, not a curated record. Lineage: Eukaryota; Metazoa; Chordata; Actinopteri; Elopiformes; Megalopidae. Gene Ontology annotation, cellular component: cytosol.